GCAGGCUUUAGGCUUAGGUCAGGCUGGGAACCCUCGUGGGCAGCUGGUGACCCUCCUUCAAAUGACCAUGGAGGCAUUUGCCAAGCCAGAUCAGGCCCUAAUGCCUGAUUGGCUGGUCUCUCUCUCUCUCUCUCUCUCUCUCACACACAAACACAAACACACACACACACACCAUGGCUCUGGCAAGUGAAGAGCGGCAGGCGCCUCGCCUGCUCCCUGAUCUGAUCUCUUUCCGGAAUUCAGACACCACCAUCUCUAGGGGAGGCGUGCAGGGGUCACCAAGGCAGCCAGAGAACCAGAUUGAGAGUCCGCAGGCAGCAGCAGAGACACCCUUCAUGGCGAUCCUCUUGGCUGCCACUUGCAUUGCCAGGCCUCUUGCUCGGCUGACCCUGAGAGCUCCGCACUGCAAGGAUGGCGCUGCCAUCAGCCUGCGAUUGCUUCCAGAGGUUCAGGCCGCAGCCUCUGCUUGGAGGAGCCAACGCUGCUACGCAACAGAGGUGGAAGAGAUCAGCCAGCGACCUGUCCUUAUUACGGGCUGUGACUCGGGCUUUGGCUUCUCCUUGGCCAAAUUCCUCCACGGGAAAGGCUUCAUCAUCUAUGCUGGGUGCCUGCUGAAGGAACAAGGCCGGGGGGGCUCAAAGGACCUGGACAACAUGAAGAGUGACCGAAUGAGGACCGUCCAGCUCAACGUCUGUGAUAGUGAGGAGGUGGGGCGUGCAGUGGAUUACGUGACCAGCACCUUGAAGGAUCCAGAGACCGGAGGGCUCUGGGGUCUGGUCAACAACGCUGGCAUUUCCACUUUUGGAGAGGUGGAAUUCACCAGCAUGGACACUUACAAAGAGGUGGCCGAAGUGAAUCUCUGGGGCACCAUCCGGACCACCAAGGCCUUCCUGCCCUUGAUACGGAGAGCCAAAGGCCGCGUGGUCAACAUCAGCAGCAUGAUGGGCCGGAUGGCCAACCCUGCCCGCUCCCCUUACUGCAUCACCAAGUUCGGGGUGGAGGCCUUCUCCGACUGCCUGCGCUAUGAGAUGCGCCCACAUGACGUGAAGGUCUGUAUCGUGGAGCCGGGCAACUUCAUUGCCGGCACCAGCCUCUACAGCCCUGAGCGCAUCCAGUCCAUUGCUGACAAGAUGUGGGACGAGCUGCCAGAGAUUGUGCGCCGCGACUACGGGCGGAAGUACUUUGAUGAGCAGAUUGCCAAGAUGGAGUCGUAUUGCAACAGCGGCUCCUCAGACACCUCCCCGGUGGUCGAGAGCAUCGGCCACGCCCUCACCUCCACCACGCCCUACACCCGCUACCACCCCAUGGACUAUUAUUGGUGGCUGCGCAUGCAGGUCAUGACUCACAUGCCCGCGGCCAUUUCCGACCGCCUCUACAUCUACUGAGAGUGGGGGGAUCCCCCUGGAGCCAAACUGGCGAGUGACGGUCACGCUAAAGGUUACACUGUACAAUACUCCAGCAGCCGCUCGGUUAGUUUGUUUUUAAACUCUGUAUUUUAGGCUUGUGAUUAAUUUAAACAUUGGGACGUAAUUUAACCCCUUGCAUGGUGUGUUGGGUAGGCAGGACUAUCUCAUGUCUUUCAGGGGACUCCGAUGAGGUUAUUUAUUUAUCCCAUUAUUUGCCUGGCUUGCAUUGGCCUUAGGGGAGCUUGGCCAUCUCCUUCCUUCAGAGCUGGCCAUCCCCUCUUGGAGAAAGGCUGCCCACCCAGUCCUGGGCAGCCUGGGGCUCAUCCUUGCUGUGGGGGGGGGCAGCUGGCCUUCAGAGUCCUUUGUUGUGGCCACAGGGCUAGGGGGCUGGGGGGGAAGGAUCACAGCAGCCAGGGGCCAGUUGUCCACACCUAUCUUUGCACACUCCUUUUCAAGGGGCGCCAUGGACCAAGCGCCAUCAAGCCCCUCUCCCUACUGAGGAGCUUUGACCACGGCCUCAACCCUUUGGGGGUUCUGCCAAUGCACAGAGUUCCUCCUGCAAGGGAGGGGGCAGCCUGCCUUUAGUCAGGGCUCCCAGACUGAGUUCUUUGCACUAGGCUCCCUGGUGUUGAUGGGUGGUGGGGAAUCGCAGGGCAGGAGGGAGGCCUCCUAUCAGCAUAAACCACCCACAGCUCGGGAGCCACCGUGGAUCACUCCAAUAUGGCCAUGAAGGUCAUUUUCCUCUUGGCACUUAAACUCCUUCCUCCAGCCGGUCGGGCUGAGCACAGUGCCUACCCAAUCCUAACCCAUGAAGUCUGUGUGACUGAAUGGCUUCUGGCUGUCAAUCCCUGACCAUGGCUGUUGCCCCUCCAAGAUGGUCUUGUCGGGCAUCUGGCAGAGAUUUGGCACAUCCGUCUGUCACCAGGGGUCGGGGGCCUCGUGGGGGCCUGUGGCUGGCAGCAGAGGAGGUCAAGGGAGCAUCACCCCCCAAACAGCAAGCGGGAGGGACUGUGAUUGGAUGUCCUCUCUUUCAGUGAACAUUAAACCAUGUGACAAACUUGCCUGAA
Molecule: messenger RNA, 2473 nt
Organism: Ahaetulla prasina
Lineage: Eukaryota; Metazoa; Chordata; Lepidosauria; Squamata; Colubridae
Gene: BDH1
Product: 3-hydroxybutyrate dehydrogenase 1
Exons: 7
Coding region: 174-1385 (403 amino acids)
Molecular function (GO): oxidoreductase activity
Source: RefSeq, a predicted model, not a curated record